AUGACUGGCGCCAUAGCAUCCUCCUCCUCGCCAGCUCUUACCUUCGAGCUCGUCGCCAGGUGUUCCACAACGCGCGCACGGGCGUCGGUCCUGACCCUCCCUCAUGGACCCGUCCAGCUCCCCGUCUUCAUGCCCGUGGCGACGCAGGCGUCCCUGAAGGGCCUGACGCCGGAGCAGCUGGAAGAGACCGGGUGUCGCCUGUGUCUGAACAACACCUACCAUUUGGGCCUCAAGCCGGGCCAGGACGUUCUCGCCGCCGUCGGGGGCGCACAUAAACUGCAGGGGUGGAGCCACAACCUCCUUACCGACAGCGGAGGCUUUCAGAUGGUCAGCCUGCUCAAGCUCGCCAACAUCACCGAAGAGGGUGUCAGGUUCCUGAGCCCCCACGAUGGCGCGCCCAUGCUCCUCACGCCCGAGCACUCCAUAUCCCUUCAGAACACCAUCGGCAGCGAUAUCAUCAUGCAGCUCGACGACGUGCUGGUCACCACCUCGCCGGACCACGUGCGGAUGCGCGAGGCGAUGGAGCGCAGCGUCCGGUGGCUGGACCGCUGCAUCGCGGCGCACAAGAACCCCACGACGCAGAACCUCUUCUGCAUAAUCCAGGGCGGUCUAGACACCGAGAUGCGGCGGCGGUGCUGCGAGGAGAUGGUGGCCCGAGAUACGCCGGGCAUCGCCAUCGGCGGGCUCAGCGGCGGCGAGGCCAAGGCGGAGUACUGUCGCGUGGUGGCGACCUGCACGGAGCUGCUGCCCGAACUGAAGCCGCGCUACGUCAUGGGAAUCGGCUACCCCGAGGAUCUGGUCGUCAGCGUCGCUCUAGGGGCCGACAUGUUCGACUGCGUGUGGCCGACGCGCACGGCCAGGUUCGGGCACGCGAUCACGAGGCGGGGCGUGCUCAACAUACGCAAUGCCAAGUACACCAACGACUUCGGGCCCCUGGAGGAAGGGUGCGGGUGUGCGUGCUGCCGGAAGGGCGGGCUGGGGGUCACGCGCGCCUUCGUCCACCACAACACGGCCAAGGAGACGGUAGCGGCGCACCUGCUCACCACGCACAACGUGUGGUACCAGCUCACCCUGAUGCGCGAGGUCAGGGCGGCCAUUGUUGCCGACAGGUACCCGGCCUUCGUACGGCAGUUUUUUGCCGACCUGUAUCCAGAUAAGGCGCACUAUCCGGCGUGGGCCGUGGACGCCCUCCGGGGAGUUGGCGUAGAUCUACAGGCAGAAGGUGUAUAA
Messenger RNA from Durotheca rogersii, 1230 nucleotides. Its product is annotated as Queuine tRNA-ribosyltransferase. Lineage: Eukaryota; Fungi; Ascomycota; Sordariomycetes; Xylariales; Xylariaceae. The transcript has 3 exons. Gene Ontology annotation, molecular function: tRNA-guanosine(34) queuine transglycosylase activity. Gene Ontology annotation, cellular component: cytosol. The record is from RefSeq and is a predicted model, not a curated record. Bases 1 to 1230 code for a protein of 409 amino acids.